This is a messenger RNA of Carya illinoinensis, 999 nucleotides long. Its product is annotated as transmembrane protein 205. The record is from RefSeq and is a predicted model, not a curated record. The transcript has 3 exons. The coding region runs from base 101 to 742 and encodes 213 amino acids. NCBI's taxonomy places the organism in Eukaryota, Viridiplantae, Streptophyta, Magnoliopsida, Fagales, Juglandaceae.
AAUACAACAUGGUACCUACCCAGGGCUACCCUUCCCUUGACUAUUUUUCCCCUUUGAAAUACAACUUCAUUUUCCCAGAGAGAGAGACAGAGAGAGAGAGAUGGGUUGGUUAACGCGAUUCAUUGCGGCCGUGGCUUUCCUAGCAAUCGGAGUGAUAUUCUCGCCGGAGACCUUCGGAUCGAAAUCGGACGGUCAGAAUUCGUCGAAUCUUGCUAUCUACCUCAAGUUGGCUCAUCUCCUCGGCUUCUCCACGGCUUUUGGCUCCGGUCUCUGGGUUACCUUCAUUAGCGGCAUCAUCAUGUUCAAGAAUCUUCCAAGGCAUCAGUUUGGAAAUCUGCAAAGCAAGAUGUUUCCUGCAUAUUUCAGCAUGGUCAGUACCUGUUGUGCAAUAUCAGCAGGGUCGUUUGGGUAUCUGCAUCCAUGGAAGUCAUCAUCUACUGCUGAGAAGUACCAACUUGGCUUCUUGCUAUCUGCGUUUGCGUUCAAUCUUGCUAAUUUGGUUGUCUUUACUCCCAUGACCAUUGAGAUGAUGAAGCAAAGGCAUAAGGUGGAGAGAGAAUCCAGCAUUGGGGAAGAAGUUGGGUGGUCAAAGAAUGUGGAGGUUGCAAAGGUGAAUCCCAAGCUUAAGGCCAUGAACAAGAAAUUUGGGAUGAUUCAUGGUUUAUCAUCCCUCGCUAAUAUCAUGUCCUUUGGCAGCCUUGCCAUGCACUCGUGGUACGUGGCAGGUAAAACCAAUCUGUAAUUCGAAACUGGUUUCCCUUUAUUAGGGAAGGUGUUGUCUAGCUAUAGAUUACCUCCAUUCCAUUGAGCGAGGACCUUUGUGCUUUCUCUUCUUCUAUAAUUACCUCGGAUUCAUCCUGUCAAAUGUACGAUGGAACAAUACUUAAAUAAAUUAGAAAAGGGGUAAUUAUACGAUAUGUCAAGAGUAGGAAUCCUUUCCUUGUCUGUGGAUUAUAAUAAUAUAUUUUUAUGCUAAUAACAAUUGUUUUCCUUUUUAAA